ACUCUACCCAAUAAUCCAGUAUUGCUGCUGAAUCACUUCCCCCUUCCUCUAUAAAUGUGAUAAUACCCAUACCCAUCAGCUGAAAGAAGGGUAAAAGUGGAAAAGCAAAAGAGUGAAGGUUCACCUCCGACUCGAAACUCAGCAACUGAGGUGCUACCGCGGUGCUUCACCUCGCACCGCGAUUCAGCAAUGGUCACUGAUAAACUUACUAGAUCCAUACAAGGUCCAAUCUUGCAGUCAUUAAGCAUACCAACAAUUUCGGAGUUGUUGAGUAAACAACAUUGGUCAGAGCUCAAACCUCAUCUAAGAGUAACCAAACCUGCGACAUUUUUAGAUCAAUUGCUCAAUGCCGGAGUCGAUUCAGAGCUUGUUUUAAGGUUCUUUAAGUGGUCUCAGAAAGAGUACAGACUUUCAUAUGGUCUUGAACCAACUUCCAAAGUUUUACAUUUUCUAGCAAAUUCAAAAAGGUAUUCUAAAGUUAGGUCUUUUCUGGAUAGUUUUGUUAAGAAUGAGAAACAUACAGUCUCUUCUGUUUUUCACUCCCUUUUGUUGGACGGUGGUCGACCGGGUGCUACUGCUCUGAUAAUUGAUAUGUUGGUGUUAGCAUAUGUGAAAAAUUUAGAGUUGCACUGUGCUUAUGAAGCGUUUACGCGAGCUAAAGAUUAUGGAUUUAAAUUAUCACCGACUUCGUGUAAUCCGUUGUUGAGUGCGUUGGUGAAGGAGAAUAAAAUUGGUGAUGUGGAAUAUGUGUACAAGGAGAUGAUAAAGAGAAGAAUUCACCCUAACUUGAACACAUUUAACAUUUUCAUUAAUGGUCUUUGUAGAGCUGGUAAGUUGAAUAAGGCAGAGGAUGCUAUUGAAGACAUGAAGGCAUGGGGAAUUUCACCAAACGUAGUUACUUAUAACACUCUUGUUGAUGGUUAUUGCAAGAGGGGCAGUGCUGGAAAAAUGUACAAAGCUGAAGCUUUUAUGAAGGAAAUGCUUGCUAAUAAAAUUUGUCCAAAUGAAGUUACCUUUAACACUCUUAUUGAUGGGUUUUGUAAGGAUGAGAAUGUAGCGGCUGCAAAGAAGGCUUUUGAAGAGAUGCAAAAGCAAGGAUUAAAACCUAAUAUAGUUACUUAUAACUCACUGAUAAAUGGUCUAUGUAAUAACGGUAAGCUAGAAGAGGCUAUUGAUUUGUGGGAUAAGAUGGUUGGCUUGGGUUUGAAGCCGAAUAUUGUAACUUAUAAUGCUCUUAUUAACGGGUUUUGUAAGAAGAAGAUGAUGAAGGAGGCAACAAAAGUUUUUGAUGAUGUAAGUAAGCAAGAGUUGGUUCCCAAUGUUAUAACAUUUAAUACUAUGAUUGAUGCAUAUUGUAAGGAAGGGAUGAUGGAGGAGGGAUUUUCACUUUGCAGUUCAAUGCUAGAUGAAGGGAUCUUGCCGAAUGUUUCGACCUAUAACUGCUUGAUUGCAGGCCUAUGCAGAAAACAGGACUUACAGGCUGCGAAGGAGCUACUUAAUGAAAUGGAGAACAAGGGUUUAAAAGGUGAUGUUGUAACAUACAACAUCUUGAUAGAUGGAUUGUGCAAAAACGACAAAUCAAGAAAUGCAGAAAGUUUACUUAAUGAAAUGUUCAACCUUGGUCUGAAACCUAAUCAUGUGACAUAUAAUACUUUGAUGGAUGGCUAUUGUAUGGAGGGGAAACUCAAGGCAGCAUUGAAUGUCAGAAUGCGUAUGGAGAAAGAACGAAAGCAGCCAAAUGUUGUUACUUAUAAUGUCUUGAUUAAAGGAUAUUGUAAAAUUAAUAAGCUAGAGGCUGCAAAUGGGCUUCUUAAUGAGAUGUUGGAAAAGGGUUUGAAUCCAAACCGUACUACAUAUGAUAUAGUAAGACUGGAAAUGUUGGAGAAAGGUUUUAGUCCUGACAUAGAAGGACACUUGUAUAAUAUCUCUAGCAUGUCUUAACAGGAAGUUUUGAUGAACUGAUGAUAGAUGUGAUUUUCUUGAUCAGUGUAUUAUUUAUCUAUCUUUUUUUUUUAAGAAGCCAAAGUUAUCACUGUUUAGAGUUGAGUUUCAUAAAAGAUUCACAGGAUAAAGAUCAACUUGUACAUAUCUUGGUUUUAGCUGCAUUUUUGCUUCACAUA
Molecule: messenger RNA, 2120 nt
Organism: Medicago truncatula (barrel medic)
Lineage: Eukaryota; Viridiplantae; Streptophyta; Magnoliopsida; Fabales; Fabaceae
Product: pentatricopeptide repeat-containing protein At1g09820
Exons: 3
Coding region: 190-1941 (583 amino acids)
Molecular function (GO): protein binding
Source: RefSeq, a predicted model, not a curated record